Messenger RNA from Ilyonectria robusta, 907 nucleotides. RefSeq names its product protein-tyrosine phosphatase-like protein. The record is from RefSeq and is a predicted model, not a curated record. Gene Ontology annotation, molecular function: protein tyrosine/serine/threonine phosphatase activity. Gene Ontology annotation, biological process: protein dephosphorylation. The coding region runs from base 132 to 797 and encodes 221 amino acids. NCBI's taxonomy places the organism in Eukaryota, Fungi, Ascomycota, Sordariomycetes, Hypocreales, Nectriaceae. The transcript has a single exon.
AGACGGCCUAACCGGAACCAAGCUCGAGCUUCUAACGUGCACAGCAUUCCUCAUUUGACAACAAAACUCCAAUAACAAAGCACUCUGCUUCACGCGCCUCCUCUAACCUAGCAGUAUCUCCGCCUGUCGCCAUGCCGUGGCUGCCUCCAUCAAUAUCCGAAAUUGUCCCACAUCUCUUCAUCGGGAAUCUAUCCAGCUCGAUGAAUCUAGACACCCUACGCGAGAACAAUAUUAACGCGAUCGUGUCGCUUCUUGACGGCCCUUAUGCAAAAUGGAACGAGCCAGAAAACAGGAAACUGGUGCCCAAAGAGAGGCACCUAUUCGUCCCCUGCUUGGAUAGUUCGACCAUGGAUGUCCUCGCCCUCAUGUCAGAUGUCUGCGACUUCAUUGACAAACACCUGCACACUCCUAUCUUUCCUCUAUUGCCGGAAGAGGGCGCGCAAAAUGACAGCCAUAACGGUAUCGGUGAAGAAACUCCCUCCACAGGCAACGUACUGGUCCACUGUAAAGUUGGCGUUUCUCGUUCAGGGACUUUUGUCCUGGCCUACUUGAUGAGAAAGCGUCACGAUGACCUUGACUCAGUUCUCAACGAAGUCAAGGGGAAGCGAAAUAUCAAACCAAAUUAUAACUUCCUGGAGCAGCUGAAGGUUUGGGAGGUUGUGGAGUACCAGGUGUGGAAAGAUCCGAUACGAAAUAUUCCGAAGGAGCCUUAUCGAGCCUACCUAAACAGGCGAGCGGCUAGGCUUGCGACCAAAGGACUGACGGGUAACGAGCCUACUGUGAUGACGAGUCUUUGAGUUGUGUAGAUGUUGACAAUAGGGAAACUCCUUGUAUUAUGGUACACUACUGGAAGGUCGUGGCUGUUGCCGAAUGUAAGACGAUAAUAAUGAAUUCUGUUAUGAUCCUG